AUAACACUAGUGAGAGUCAAGGCUUUUGGUCUUUGAGAAGGCCUCUGAGCUCUGGCGGUGCUUCGAGGAUCGCCGUCGUCGCCGGAGUUGCUUGGUUUCUCUCUCUGAUAUCUUGAUCUAGAUUCUAUGGCUGCUGCUCCGGCGUCUUCGUCAUCGGUGUUGACGGAGAGGAGGGGAAUCCCGGCGGCUUCCUUUGUGGAGGAUGUCCAGACCUAUCUCACCCAGUCCGGCCUCGAUGUUAACUCCUCACUGUCCUUCCUCCAAGAAAGGCUUCAUCAAUACAAGAUAGUAGAGAUGAAACUUUUAGCACAACAAAGGGAUCUCCAGGCUAAAAUUCCUGACAUUGAGAAGUGUUUAGCUAUUGUGGAUGCAUUACAAGCCAAGAAAGUUACUGAUGAGGCAUUGGUUGCUGAUUUCGAGGUUUCUGAGGGCAUAUAUUCCCGAGCACGAAUUGAGAAUACUGACUCUGUGUGCCUUUGGUUGGGAGCCAAUGUCAUGCUUGAGUACUCUUACGAAGAGGCUAAUGCUCUUCUGAAAAAGAACCUGGAAAAUGCUAAAGCCAGUUUAGAAGUCCUCGUUGCUGAUUUGCAGUUCUUGAGGGACCAAGUGACCAUAACCCAGGUUACCAUAGCGCGGGUAUAUAACUGGGAUGUUCAUCAGCGAAGAAUUCGACAAGCACAAACAGCAAAAGAAACUUGAUUUUCCAAUAACAUGCAUUCCAUUUGGUCUUUUCAAUUUCGAUUAUGUUGAUUGGUAUGAACAAUGACUGUCACACAUUUCGAGCUUUACCAGUUUGUUGUUCGAUCAUUGUAAGUGCAACUCCGUGCUCUUUUAGUUUAAUGCUCAAAACAUAACCAUUUGGUUAUCA
Molecule: messenger RNA, 868 nt
Organism: Dioscorea cayenensis subsp. rotundata (Guinea yam)
Lineage: Eukaryota; Viridiplantae; Streptophyta; Magnoliopsida; Dioscoreales; Dioscoreaceae
Product: probable prefoldin subunit 3
Exons: 6
Coding region: 127-699 (190 amino acids)
Biological process (GO): microtubule-based process; protein folding; tubulin complex assembly
Cellular component (GO): prefoldin complex; cytoplasm
Molecular function (GO): tubulin binding
Source: RefSeq, a predicted model, not a curated record